Bombyx mandarina (wild silkworm) is the source of this 956-nucleotide messenger RNA. Its product is annotated as epidermal retinol dehydrogenase 2. The record is from RefSeq and is a predicted model, not a curated record. Gene Ontology annotation, cellular component: lipid droplet. NCBI's taxonomy places the organism in Eukaryota, Metazoa, Arthropoda, Insecta, Lepidoptera, Bombycidae. Gene Ontology annotation, molecular function: oxidoreductase activity, acting on the CH-OH group of donors, NAD or NADP as acceptor.
AUGUCAAUGGCCGAAGAACCCCAGGCGAUACAAGUAAUCAGGCUGAUCCUAGAGACGAUAUGGACUUUACUGAAAGUUAACUGCGAGCUGAUUAGGGUUUUCAUCACUUGGAUCCUGGCUCCGGAACCUAAAGACAUUUCUGAAGAUAUUGUUCUUAUAACCGGUGCUGGUCAUGGCAUGGGACGAGAGAUGGCGGUGCGGUUCGCUCGUCUCGGAGCCAAGGUUGUUUGCGUGGAUAUCAACCCUAAAGGCAACGAGGAGACGGUGAAUUUGAUCCGGGAAAAUAAGGGAAAGGCUUUUAAAUAUGAGUGUGACGUCACGAAUCGCCCCGCAGUGUUCCUGCUGGCAGAAAAGGUUAAAAACGAAGUCGGAGAGGUAACGAUCUUGGUGAACAAUGCUGGCAUAAUGCCAUGUAAGCCAAUACUGAAGCACUCCGAACUAGAUAUCAGGAGCAUGAUGGACAUAAACGUUCAUGGAAAUUUGUGGAUGAUCCAAGCCUUCCUACCCUCUAUGUUGGAAAAUAACCACGGUCACAUUGUAGCCAUGUCUUCAAUGGCAGGUAAAAUGGGCUUGAGGAACAUCGUACCUUACUGCGGUAGUAAAUAUGCCGUUAGAGGCAUAAUGGAAGCCCUGGCGGCUGAGCUGCAUGAGGAUCCAAGAAACACCAGCGGGAUCAAACUAACAACAGUGUGCCCGUACAUAGUGAACACGGGUCUGUGUCACAAUCCUCGUAUCAGAUUCCCUUCGCUGAUGAAGGUGGUAGAGCCUGGAGAGGCGGCCGAUCAGAUCGUGGACGCCGUCAGACGCAACUACCACGAGAUUACUGUGCCUAGCGACCUGUACUAUACUAAUAAGGUAAUUUUAUUCUGAAGUGAAUAUGAUCACAGCGCAUCUUUGACUUUCGGAAAGUUUGUAAACACACUAGCUUUAAAAGGAGGUUAUCUAUUGGAAAUAAA